CAUAUUCACACGAUCGUUUUGAGUUUCAGAAAAUGAGUGGUUGUGAAUCCAAUGGGAUAUCGCGCCGUGGUCCGAGCCGCGCACGAACGUCGGCCACUUCACGGUACGUCGACCGGCGGGACAGCUCGCGGACACGAAGCCGCAGUCCUGCUAGAGACCGGCGUGACGGCGGUCGGAGCAGGAGCCCUGACCGCGCACGUCAUUCACACCACCAUGGGAGAAAAGUCUCACAGAAAGAAGAAAGACUUAAGGUACUUGAAAGCGAGAUCUGUAGAUUGCGUAAGCGAUUAAGUGAUAAUGAAUCUGACCAAAUGUCUACAAUACAUCAACAUAGAAAUAGUAGCAAAACCCCAUGUCGUACUAAUAAACGUGGACGCUCACUUUUUACUCCAGAUAUUGAGGCUCCACCGAUAAAGGAUAGGAAUGACAAUUUAAUGGAACAAUUCUUGAACAUGCUUGGAGCAGGGGCAGGGAGUCGUGAAUCAUUUUCUAGUACGGUACUUGCAAAUGUCAUUCCUGAAUUCGAUCCACUUGUUAGAGAACAGACUGUAAACGUUUGGAUAGACAAAGUAGAUGAAUGUGCGGAGAUUUACAAUUGGAGUGAUAAACAAACAAUUCACUAUGCCCUGCCCAAACUUAGCGGCAUCGCUAAAACUUGGUAUCAGGGACUACCCUCUAUUAAGCAUACAUGGUCUGAGUGGAAAGCUAUGCUAAAGGAAUCGUUUCCAUCGACGGAAAACUACGCGGAACUACUGACCGAGAUGCUUAAUAGACGAGUACGCCCUGGUGAAUCUCUAGAAUUAUAUUAUUUCGCUAAGGUUAAUUUACUCAAUAGGUGCAAAAUAUUUGGAAAGCAAGCAGUAGAUUGUGUCCUUUAUGGAGUUGAUGAUAGAGGAGUUCGCUUAGGUGCACAAGCAGCAAAGUUUGAUAAACCGGAAGACGUUUUGGAGUUUUUCAAAACCAUUAAGUCGCAAAAUCGCAGUCAAUAUAAUUACAAUGUUACGCAAUACAAUAAUAACAGAGAUAGACGGCAACAUAGUUUAGCAGCUCCUAAUAAUAGUUAUACGAAGACAACGGACAAUACUACCAAAAGUAAUACUAAUAGUAUGUACAAGAGCCAAGUAAAAUGUUUUAAUUGCGAAGGUAUCGGACAUCCUAGUUUCAAAUGUCCUAAACCUCUGAUAAAAUGUACAGUCUGCAACUAUUUAGGUCACGAAGCUUCAAAUUGCAUUAAAACUAAGGGUGCCGUUGCGCCUAAAGACAAAAAUGUUUUGGAGGUUAGAGAAUCAGAAAAUACCAAUACAAAGUAUAAGCUUCCUAUCUCAAUUAAUGGUACUACUACUGUGUGUCAAGUGGACUUAGGAAGUGAGGUUACUCUUAUUCGUGAAAGCGAUGCUAUAGAAUUAGGGUUAAAAUGGGAACCAAUAAAUGGACCACGAUUAAGAGGGCUAGGGAACAUACCAUAUUUGCCUUUAGGUCGCACGACAACUAACAUUAAAAUACAGGGAGUAAGCGAAGAUGAUGUUGAAGUUUAUAUAGUUGAUGAUAAAUUAAUAAAUUGUAACAUUCUACUAGGACAUACGUUUACGGAAAGACCUACACUUAAAAUUACGAAAACCCCAAAUGAUUUAAAAUUUGAGCGUAUAGAACAUGAACAUGACUUAAAACUACAGUUACGUUUAGCUAAUGACAUUGAAAUAAAGGCAGGAGAGAUGAAAGCUGUGAAUGUUAUUUCGGAUGUCUCUUGUAAUGGAUAUAUUUAUGUAAACGGAUCAAUUCGUGGAAAGCUAGGACAAGAAUAUUAUCUUUUACCUGGGGAGUAUCAAAUAAAAGAAACAAAUUGUCAGGUUUUAAUUCAGAGCGUAAGCAUGAAUCCUAUAAAGCUAAAAGGUAAUACUCUUGUAACGCGUGCUAAAUUUAUGGGAUUAUAUAAAGAAGUUAUGAGAAUAAUUAAUGAAAUUAAUGACUCACCUGUUGAUCCUAACCAUGGAAUGAUAGAUUCCUUAUAGAGGACACACCACUUACCAGGAAGGGGCCUAAAUACGAAGCAAUAGUAGCAAUAGACAAAGUUUAUCCUUGGCUCAGUUUCGGUAAUGCUG
Aricia agestis (brown argus) is the source of this 2099-nucleotide messenger RNA. RefSeq lists its product as uncharacterized. The record is from RefSeq and is a predicted model, not a curated record. The transcript has 2 exons. The coding region runs from base 33 to 2009 and encodes 658 amino acids. Gene Ontology annotation, molecular function: zinc ion binding; nucleic acid binding. Lineage: Eukaryota; Metazoa; Arthropoda; Insecta; Lepidoptera; Lycaenidae.